This is a messenger RNA of Chilo suppressalis (striped riceborer), 2331 nucleotides long. The record is from the annotation of a GenBank genome assembly. NCBI's taxonomy places the organism in Eukaryota, Metazoa, Arthropoda, Insecta, Lepidoptera, Crambidae.
AUGGUCCCAUCUCGCGUUAUGUACAAAGCAACAGCAACAGUUAAAGAUAGAUUGAAACAUUGUCGUUACAAUCUUGAAUUCAAGAUGGCGGCAGGUUUGGCGCGAUGGUGGCGGGAAAUGUUGCGGAAACGGCCAGUGCUCACCAACACUGUGGUCUAUGGUCUUUUCUACACGGGUGCCGAGUUGUCUCAACAAACAUUCAACAAAAUCUACACGCCUGAUAAACCAGAUGUGGAUUUUGCCGCGGCAGCCAGAAUCGUAACUGCUGGAUGUGCAGUUUAUCCCGCUUCACUAUAUUUUUGGUACAGGUUUUUGGAUAAGAAGUUCGUUGGCACGGCCGUGAAGACUGUGGCGACGAAGGUGGCUGCUGAUCAGUUCAUUGCAACUCCUGUAUUGCUUGCUGGAUUUUACACAUUAAUGGGAGUGUUGGAGCGAAAAGAGGAUGUGUUUGAGGAGCUCCGAGCAAAGUAUUGGAAGACGUUCGCAGCAAACCAAGCCUUUUGGAUUCCGUCACAGACCGUCAAUUUCUACUUCAUACCUUCACACCUUCGCGUGGUCUAUGUAGCUUCUGCAUCAUUUAUCUGGAUUAACGUCUUAUGUUUCAUCAAGAGACAGAAAACUGAAAAUACUAUUGCAGAUUCUUAUAGCGUGUGUGCAAACAAAAACAUCAUCAUGAUGGGUAAUGUAGAAUUGGUGGUCAAUUGUUCUGUACCUGGAACUCUUUUUCUAAAAAAUGUGAGUGACGAACAUUUUGUGAUGAAGACAAAUACCCCUACUAAAGUUAAUCAAUCGUUGGAAAUUUUUACUAUAGCCCUUGUCACGAUUUUUAUUAAUACUGUGUUACAUUACAGUUUUUGCAAACGACUUGCUCUAACAACGUAUGCUAAAAGACUAUUCAGCAAAAAAACAAUACUAAGAGGUGUUACCCUAUUUUUGUUAAUACUAACUUUGCCAAUUACAUCGUUAAUUCUAGGAUUAGCUUUGUGUUAUAAAAUGUUGUGCACACUGUUGAUUUGGAAAAAAGACAAAUACUACGUCGGCCUUUUGGACAGUUUCGAUGUUUUCUGGAGCUUAGAACAUGAUGCUACUAUUAACGUACUAGGGGUGAUAGAAUCUGAUUCAGCUGAACUCCUUGUUCAUAAUAUCAAGGACAAGUUAGAAAGUGUUAUAUCGAAAGCUGGAGUGGAUAAAAUUUUCUAUAGGCGCAAUGAAGAAUAUGGAUUUUAUUACUGGAGAAGAUAUAGCAUUAUUGAUGUAAAUCAAUAUGUGGAAUUGCUAGAUUUUCCAGAUAAAUUUGAACUUACUGAAAUAGAUUUGGAAGAUAUAAUGUCAGAAGUGUCGUGCCAAUCUUUACCUUAUGAAGAUGAAGGACUAUUCAAAAUCUUUGUUACUAAGCAAAGAGUUUGUAAUCGUGGUGAGAACAGAUGCGCAUAUGGAAUCAUAUUUAUAAUACAUCAUUCUUUAGGGGAUGGAGUGGCUCUUAUUGAAUUUUUAUGCAAAACUCUUGCUGAUAAUGAGGAACGUAAUCCGGUUAACAUGUUUUCGGUACCAGAACUUAAAAAACAUGACACUCCGAGCGCUAUUUACGAAAUGAUAAAGAACUUAUGCGAAAUGCCUCUGUGUUUCGUUGACACGAUUCUUAGGACAUCUGACGAUAACGGUUUGCAUGGUCCAACACUAUUUGGAGAUAAAUUAUUUAAAUGGACAGAAUCAGAUGAGAAUUUGCUUUUGAUGGUGAAAGAUAUUAAAGAAAAUGUCGCCAAUGCAACAUUUUCAGAUGUAUUAGUCACUGCUCUGUCUGGAGGCAUGCAUGACUUUUAUACGAAGACCAUGGGCCAUGUUCCUGACGACUUAGGAGUCGUAAUACCAAUAAGAUUUCCCAAACCUUCAUGUAUCAACGAUGGUCAUCAGCUUUUAAAAAACGAUUUUAGCGUAACAAUUUUAGAAUUACCAGUGAAAGAGAAGAGGACCUUCAAUGAAAUUAAGCGACGAUGCGACGAACUGCGUGUUAGUGCUGAUCCUUUGUCCAACCACUACUUCAUCAAGCUAGUCAGUGUUUUCCCCAAGCAGUUCUUACAACCCAUCCUGAACAGCAGCCAAGCCACGAUGGUGUUCAGUAACAUUCCUGGCCCUUCCAAGCUCAACAUUUGCGGGGGCAAUGCACUCCAGAAAUUAGUAUUCUUCGUGCCACACAAAGGCAACACUGGUUUAGACGUAACAGCUCUAUGUUACGGCGGAGUGCUUCGCUUCGCAGCCUCCGUUGACAAAGCCUUGAUAUCCAACCCAGACCAUCUUUCUUAUAUCCUGGACGUUUGCAGAUUAUGGAGAUAG